Messenger RNA from Lucilia sericata (common green bottle fly), 819 nucleotides. Its product is annotated as ATP-dependent DNA helicase PIF1-like. Gene Ontology annotation, molecular function: DNA helicase activity. Gene Ontology annotation, biological process: telomere maintenance; DNA repair. Bases 1 to 819 code for a protein of 272 amino acids. The transcript has a single exon. The record is from RefSeq and is a predicted model, not a curated record. NCBI's taxonomy places the organism in Eukaryota, Metazoa, Arthropoda, Insecta, Diptera, Calliphoridae.
AUGGGCAAAGUAUUGCAACAAUGUCAAAUCAUAGUGUGGGAUGAAUGCACCAUGGUGCAUAAGAAAUCUUUGGAAGCCCUUGAUCGCACUUUACGGGAUUUAAGAAGCAAUAAUAAAAUAUUUGGAGGUGUAUUAGUUUUAUUAGCUGGUGAUUUUCGUCAAACACUUCCUGUUAUACCGGGAUCAACACCAGCUGAUGAGCUAAAUGCAUGUCUAAAAUCAUCAUACCUUUGGCGACAUGUUCACACUCUAAAAUUAACUACAAAUAUGCGUGUUCAGUUGCAACAUGAUGCUUCAGCUUCAACUUUUUCCAAACAAUUGCUUGAUUUAGGUAAUGGAAGAAUUCCAAUGGAUCCUAAAACAAAGUAUAUAAAAUUUCCAUCAGACUUUUGCAGAAUGACACAAUCCAAAGAAGAAUUAAUAAACUGUGUAUUUCCCAAUAUCGUGCAAAAUUUUAAAAAUAUGCAAUGGUUAUGUGAACGUGCGUUACUGGCAUCCAAAAAUAUUGACGUUAAUUCCAUCAACAGCAAUAUCCUCAACAAGAUCGAUGGGAAUCUAAGAACUUAUAAAUCGAUCGACACAGUUUCAAAUAUUGAGGAUGUCGUCAAUUAUCCAGUCGAAUUUUUAAAUUCGUUAGAUUUACCCGGCUUUCCACCACAUGACUUACAGUUAAAAAACGGUGUUCCCAUUAUUUUACUUAGGAAUAUUGAUCCUCCACGACUUUGUAAUGGCACUCGACUAAUAGUAAAAAAAAUUAUGAACAAUCUUAUCGAGGCGACCAUUAUAACUGGAAAGUUUAAGGGAACUGAUGUUGUUUAA